Messenger RNA from Dacryopinax primogenitus, 858 nucleotides. RefSeq lists its product as uncharacterized. The transcript is spliced from 2 exons. The record is from RefSeq and is a predicted model, not a curated record. The coding region runs from base 1 to 858 and encodes 285 amino acids. Lineage: Eukaryota; Fungi; Basidiomycota; Dacrymycetes; Dacrymycetales; Dacrymycetaceae.
AUGGCACUGGACACAGCUCGCUGGACGCCGGACUGUCAAAAAUGGAUACAAGCUGAACAUGACAAGAGAUGUCGUGCCUACAAUCGAGCCCUUGACGAGCUCGAGUCUCUCGUCAUGCAGCGCCUUUUCAAGAUGGAGAAAUGGAACUUGAGGGGCACAGGAUACAAGAUGUGCACCGCAAUUGCUCGAGCGCUCAAGCCACGCAGCACUUCGAUUCAAGCGGCACUGUUGCAUUACAACAUCCUCGCUAAGCAACUUGGCCGCCCGCCCCUCUUGUUCACCCAAGUGCUCGAGUACUCGUUUCUCACCGAUUUCGCCCUCUUGUGCUACUUGAGGAACAAUAUUCUACACAAGUCUUGGUCAACACCCAACAUUCGGCAAGCCACGGUAAAGUGGUUGCUUGUACAGUGCGCGAGUCAAGAAAUUCACAGGCUUGACAUUGAGAUCCACCGUGUCUGGUCAGCUGUGCAUCUUGAAGUGCCCAUUCUUGAGCUUGCCAUUGAGGCCACUAAAAGACGAGGGGAAGAACUGCUAGCAUGCAAGAUGACCGCGGAGCUCAAGAAGAAGUGGUGGGUGGACGCCCGCCUUUGUGAAUGUCUCGCACAACUGGCCCGCCUGCCCGGUUUUUCAGGUACUUUACUCACUGCCACAUGUGUGGGUCAAGCAGGUGAUCCUGCCGCACAACUUUCUCAUCAAGUCCCAGCCCAUGGCGAGGAUGAUGCCUUGUCAGAGAAGGAGGUAGGCGAGGAGGGUGAGGUAGGCGAGGAGGGUGAGGAAGGCAAGGAGGACCUCGACAAUGAGCAGGUCACGGAGGUCGAGCAACUGGCGCAGGUCUUCUCGGAGCUCAAGACAAGUUGA